AUGGAGAGAUCUGUUUUUGGCGGCGGCGGCGUGGCGCAGAGCGACAGCAUCAGCGUGUCCGCCAUCGUCGCCCAGACCGUGAAGGGGUCGCACGUCCUCAAGAUUGAUGGGUACUCCCGGGUCAAGGCAUCGGCCGGCAGCGGCAAAUUCAUCAGCUCUGGUGAGUUCGUCGUCGGCGGGAUUACUUGGGACAUCAGGUACUACCCUAAUGGAUGCACCCCAAAGACCUCUGGAUGGAUAGGCAUCGUCCUGCACCUCAAGCACAACCAUGCCACGGGCGUCGAGGCAAGCUACGCGUUCAGCUUGCUCGACGGCGCCGGCGAGCCAGUCCCGUCGUAUUCCUCUGGCAAGGGCACGGCACGCACUUUCAAGUGCGCAGACACCGGAUUUGGGUGCCGAAGGUUCAUCAUGCGGAAGGCCCUGGAGGGAUCAGCCUAUCUCAAGGACGACUGUUUCAGCGUCAGAUGCGACGUCACCGUCUCCACGACAGCAGUCCGCAUCCCGCGGUCCGUUGCCGUGCCGCCACCAGACAUGCACAAGCACAUUGGCCGCCUCCUCGAGUCCCAGGUGGGAACGGACGUCACGUUCCAGGUCGGCGAGGAGACCUUCGCCGCGCACCGGCUCGUGCUCGCUGCUCGGUCGCCGGUGUUCAUGGCGCAGCUGUUUGGCCCAAUGAAGGAAAGGAGCACGGGCCACGUACGGAUUGAUGACAUGGACCCAAGAGUGUUCAGGGCCAUGCUGCACUUCAUCUACACAGACUCGCUGCCUGACAUGGACAGCGGCGACGACGCGCGGGCCAUGGCUCAGCAUUUGCUUGUUGCAGCGGAUAGAUACGACAUGGAGAGGCUGAAGCUCACCUGCGAGGACAGGCUUUGCGACAACAUUAACACUGGCACGGCUGCAACUACUUUGGUGCUUGCGGAGCUGCAUGGCUCCAGAGGGCUCAAGGAGGCGUGCUUCGAGUUUCUCAAGUCUCCGGGCAAUCUAAAGGCGACCAUGGAUUGUGAUGAGUUUCAGCAUCUGACGAACAGUUGCCCCUCCCUUCUCAGCGAGCUGCUCGCCAACGUUGCACCCUGA
This is a messenger RNA of Miscanthus lutarioriparius, 1077 nucleotides long. NCBI's taxonomy places the organism in Eukaryota, Viridiplantae, Streptophyta, Magnoliopsida, Poales, Poaceae. The record is from the annotation of a GenBank genome assembly.